AUGGAGAGAUUUCUGUCGCUGCUGUUGCUGUGCUACGCUCUACACCAGCGAUUCGAUGGCGUCGUUAGCGAUCAGGUCGUAUUGCUGGACACCACGAAGGAGGCGACGCUGGAGUGGACCCGAUACCCUUAUGGACCGCAGGCGCAAACGCCCGGCUGGGUAGAGGAGUCAUUCACCAACUUCGUGAAGGGCAUCAACUGGCGCAGCUACGUGGUGUGUGAUGUCGCAUACAACAACGUUAACAACUGGCUGUGGUCACCGUUCAUCGACCGCGGUCCCGCAAAUCGCCUUUACAUCGAGAUCCACUUCACGAUCCGUGACUGUUCGCUGUUCCCGGGCAAUGCGCUCUCGUGUAAGGAAACGUUCAGCCUGCUGUUCUACGAGUUCGAUGCGGCUACUCGCGAGCCACCACCGUGGCAACCUGAGAGCUACAAGCUGAUCGGGCGUAUCGCGGCCGGCGAGGGUCGCUUCAACCAGAACUCGGACGUGGACAUUAACGUCGAGGUUAAGAGCAUCGCCGUUACGAAGAAGGGCGUGUAUUUCGCGUUCCGUGAUCAGGGCGCCUGCAUCAGCGUGCUGGCGGUGAAGGUGUACUACAUCACCUGCCCGGCAGUUACUGUCAACUUCGCGCACUUUAACGAAACACCGACUGGGCGCGAGGUGACCAUCAUCGAGCAGCAGAUGGGCGUGUGUGUGGAGAACGCUGAGGCGUAUGAACCUCCGACUUACCUCUGCAAGGGUGACGGCAAGUGGACGAUCCUAACGGGUGGAUGUCGGUGUAAGGUCGGGUACGAACCGGAUGCGGAGAAGCAGACAUGUAACGUCUGCCCAGUGGGCAAGUUCCGGUCGGUUGAAGUACGCACCUGCACGAUCUGUCCGCUUAAUUCUAAGACCAACAAGGUCGGAUCGCCAUUCUGUCCGUGCCUGAGCGGACACUAUCGACAUCCGCGUGAUGGCAAACACAUGCCGUGUUAUAAGCCGCCAGGACCACCGACGAAUCUGACGUUGCUGUUCAUCGACCAGACAAGCGCGAUCCUUUCGUGGAACGCACCCCAGCGAGCCGCAGAUGAGCAGCUCGAUAGCAAGUACCGCAGUGACAUCGUGUUCCGUGUGCGGUGUGCUGCCUGCACGUCAAACGUUGUGUUUAACCCGUCCAGUGAGACGUUUAACGACACCAAGCUUACACUGACAAAUCUCGAACCGGUCACCACGUACACGGUGCAGGUACACUCGCAACACGGUGUUUCGUAUCCCAUCGUAGGACCGGAUGGUGCGGGACCUCUUGGGGCGGCCGGUUACGAAAAUGGUAGUACGGCAGUGAGCGGUGGCUAUCACCCUACCGAACCACCGAUGGUGGUGGUGAAUGUGCGGUCUGGAUCCGCGGCUGGAUCAUCAUCCGAUCUGGACGACAUUAAGACGGAGUUUGCUGAGAUCACGUUCACCACCGAGUCGGCCAUCUUGAGCACGGUGUUUAACGUGAAAGUGGUGCAGAUCACGAACAAGGAAGUCGAUCUGGUGUGGGAUAAGCCGAUCCACAGCGACUCACCGAUCGAGUACUACGAGGUGCGGUGGUUCCCGAAAUCUGAGGUGGACGCCAUGAACAAGUCCGUGCUGAGCACGAAGGAAUCGAAGGUACACAUCGGUGAGCUGCUGGAGAACACUGAGUACGGCUUCCAGGUGCGCUGCAAGACGCUCAAUGGCUGGGGCACCUUCAGCAACAUCGUCUACGCUCAGACGCAUCAAAGUGUCAGUCCAGUGUACGACGACUCCUUCCAGAUGCGCAUCGUAGCCGGUACUACUGUUACCGUCGUGUUCAUCCUGGUACUGGUGAUUGUCAUCACAGUGGUGUUCCUGCGAUCGAAAAAUCAUGACGAGAUUGAUAAGAAAACGAACAACCAUUUACCACUGCCGCUGGAUUACGCCAGCAACGAAGUUCACGCAAUGGACACGACCCCGAUAGUCAAAACGAUGAAAAGCAAUGUGACCACGCCGCUGUUUGGCACCAGCCGGAGCUACGUCGAUCCGCACACGUACGAGGAUCCGAAUCAAGCGAUCCGUGAGUUCGCCCGGGAGAUCGACGCCAGUUACAUCACGAUCGAGGCCAUUAUUGGUGGCGGUGAGUUCGGGGACGUUUGCCGCGGCCGGUUGAAAGUACCCCCGAACUUCGUGCAGGAGAUAGAUGUCGCGAUCAAGACGCUCAAGCCGGGUUCGUCCGAGAAAGCCCGGUGUGACUUUCUCACGGAAGCCUCCAUCAUGGGACAGUUCGAGCACCCGAACGUCAUCUUCCUGCAGGGUGUGGUGACACGCUCGAACCCAGUCAUGAUCAUCACCGAGUACAUGGAGAACGGCAGUCUCGACACGUUCCUGCGUGCGAACGACGGCAAGUUCCAGACGAUUCAGCUGAUUGGGAUGCUGCGGGGAAUCGCCGCCGGCAUGACCUAUCUGAGCGACAUGAACUACGUCCAUCGGGAUCUUGCAGCCCGCAACGUGCUGGUCAACUCGCUGCUGGUGUGCAAAAUCGCCGACUUUGGGUUAUCGCGUGAGAUCGAGAACGCAAGCGAUGCUUACACGACGCGGGGAGGAAAGAUCCCGGUGCGCUGGACCGCUCCGGAAGCGAUCGCGUUCCGUAAGUUCACGUCCGCCUCGGACGUGUGGUCGUACGGAGUGGUGCUGUGGGAAGUGAUGUCGUUCGGCGAGCGACCGUACUGGAACUGGUCCAACCAGGAUGUGAUCAAGAGCAUCGAGAAGGGUUACCGGCUGCCGGCACCAAUGGAUUGUCCGGAAGCGCUGUACCAGCUGAUGCUCGACUGUUGGCAAAAGCAGCGCACGCACCGGCCAACGUUCGCCAGCAUCACGCAAACGCUCGAUAACUUGGCGCGGCAACCGCAGGUUUUGCUAACCACACGCAACUCACCCGACAAUCCGGUGGCCCGUAUGGGCUCUGCCGGUAUCAACGAUGACCUCACGCAGGAUAUGCUUGCGGCGACCGGUGGUGGUGUCGUUGGCGUUGUUGGUGGCAGCUCCCAGCAGCAGCAGCAGCAACAGCGAGCCGCGAUGAUGAUGGGAGGUGGCAGCGGAACGAGCGAACGUGUCCUGAACAACGCUAGCAGUAUGGCGAACGUACCGGGAGCGAUGGGAACUCUCGGUUCGACUGUGGGCGGGUUAAGCAACACCGGCACGAUGUCUGGAACGGGUAAUCCCGGUAUCUUCAUCAGCACCGAUCUGUGGUUGGAGGCUAUCAAGAUGUCACGCUACUCACAGCACUUCAAGGAGGCUGGUCUCGUGACGGCACAACAGCUCUCGCGGCUAACUGCUCAACAGCUCUCGGACAUGGGCAUCACCCUGGUAGGCCACCAGAAGAAGAUACUUCACCAGGCCCGACAGAUCGAUACCAUCAUCUAA
Molecule: messenger RNA, 3402 nt
Organism: Anopheles nili
Lineage: Eukaryota; Metazoa; Arthropoda; Insecta; Diptera; Culicidae
Gene: Eph
Product: ephrin type-A receptor 3
Exons: 11
Coding region: 1-3402 (1133 amino acids)
Biological process (GO): axon guidance; cell surface receptor protein tyrosine kinase signaling pathway; protein phosphorylation
Cellular component (GO): membrane; neuron projection
Molecular function (GO): ATP binding; transmembrane-ephrin receptor activity; protein binding
Source: RefSeq, a predicted model, not a curated record